AUGGUCUGCGCACAAUUAAAAAAAGUGCGAUUUUGCCUUGAGCAAGAAGACUCUGACAUCUGUGACGAUGAGCGAGCACUGCCGCUGAUGUCCAAGGCGGACCUGGCAACUCAUAGUACAAAAGAGGAUUGCUGGAUUGCUAUCCAUGGCAAAGUUUAUAAUGUGAGUGGAUACCUUAGCAAACAUCCGGGAGGAUCCCAAGUCAUCCUGAAACUGGCUGGAAGAGAUGCCACGGUGCAGUUCGACGAUGUGGGCCACUCGCUUGAGUCCUUGAUGUUUGACCUGGGACCCCAGGCGUGUGUUGGCGUGCUCAAACCACCAGUAGCGAAGCUCAAACCUGCUCGUAACUCCGGUAGCGGCGAAAACACAGAUAACAAGGCCAAGAAGGCACCCGAAACCUUUGAAAACGAGAAAGGUGCUAAUGGGGACAAGUCCCGCUGGGAGCAGCUAUGGAAAUGGGAGAAACCACAGUCCGUAAAUGUCAAUACCACUUCCAACAAUACGGCUUUAUCAGACCCUUUCCAUAAUUUGAAAAGCUCCGUAGCGGCCUUUCGGCUGCGAUCGGGCCAGUUGAUUGACUCCAAAGCUGAUGUAGAAGUGCAUCGUUUGUUCAACACGGUUGUGAUUGCGGUCGUGAUGGGCAUAUGCGUCGUAAUAUUAAUCUACGUCAAGCUGCGAUGCCCGAGCAUGAUCGAACAUGUGGUUUCUCAUGCUUUUCCGGAAGAGUCUUCAAGCAGAAACUACGAAAUACCGACAUGGUCACUUUGA
Molecule: messenger RNA, 768 nt
Organism: Lachancea nothofagi CBS 11611
Lineage: Eukaryota; Fungi; Ascomycota; Saccharomycetes; Saccharomycetales; Saccharomycetaceae
Source: the annotation of a GenBank genome assembly